AGCAACUUUGACCUGCUAAAUAAAGGGGCGUGGUUUACAGUCUGCUUGAAGUACGUCCCUGGAUCCUCUAGCCUCUGCCUCUAGCCUCUGCCUCUAGCCUGAGCCUCUCCCACAUGCACAGUAAAGAUACUGGGAUAUUUGUCAUGGAGAAGCGUGCUCUGGUGAUCCUUGCCCCAGGGGCUGAAGAGAUGGAGACAGUCAUUAGCACCGAUGUCCUCCGUCGCGCAAAGAUUAAUGUCACCCUCGCUGGACUGGACUCAGCCGAACCCGUUAUUUGCAGCAGGAAUGUAUGCAUUGUGCCCGACAUGUCUCUGGACGACGCUGUAUUGAGGGGCCCCUAUGAUAUCGUGGUUUUGCCUGGGGGGCUUGGAGGCUCAAAACGAUUGGCUGACUCGGAAAAAGUUAAGAGUGUCCUCAUAUCGCAGGAGUCUGCUGGAGGUUUUGUGGCUGCAGUCUGUGCUGCACCUAGUGCUCUACUCUCACAUGGAAUAUCGAAGGGCAAGCAGAUUACCUCCCACCCCUGUGUGAAGAAAGAGCUGGAGGCUAGCGGACAGUACAGCUAUUCUGAGGCUCGUGUAGUUAGAGACGGGACAGUGAUCACCAGUCGAGGACCAGGCAGCUGUUUCGAGUUUGCUCUGGCCAUUGUGACAGCUCUGGUGGGAGAGGAGGUUGCCAAGGAGAUAGCUGGACCAAUGAUGUUGCCAACUGUUUAGCUUACUUUGAGUUGUCACACACCUGCUCAACUUUGUUAGUGGAAUACGUUAAUUCAAGCAGCCUAUUAAAUUCUCUUGAACUUCUAUAUUUUUUGUGGCAUGCAAAAAUGUAUCGUGAUAAUUUAAAUUCAUAAUUCAUAAUUUAUAACAUCA
Molecule: messenger RNA, 866 nt
Organism: Halichondria panicea
Lineage: Eukaryota; Metazoa; Porifera; Demospongiae; Suberitida; Halichondriidae
Product: Parkinson disease protein 7 homolog
Exons: 3
Coding region: 114-713 (199 amino acids)
Biological process (GO): glyoxal metabolic process; glycolate biosynthetic process; response to oxidative stress
Cellular component (GO): mitochondrion; cytoplasm; nucleus
Molecular function (GO): oxidoreductase activity, acting on peroxide as acceptor
Source: RefSeq, a predicted model, not a curated record